This is a messenger RNA of Prorocentrum cordatum, 1046 nucleotides long. The record is from the annotation of a GenBank genome assembly. Lineage: Eukaryota; Dinophyceae; Prorocentrales; Prorocentraceae.
GGCGGCCUGUAUGUGAGCCCCCCUCGGACUGGCAUGCCCGAAAUUAAGACGGGCUUGCUGGUCGAGCUGCUCGAGGCUGUCUACGGAUUGGGAGAUGCCCUAGUCCAGUGGCUGUCUUCGUUUACAAACUACGUCAAAGAGAUUGGUUUCCAGUGUUCCAUGUUCGAUGGCCGUGUCCUCUACCUGAUAGACUGGAAAGGCUUGCAUGGGAUCAUGGGCCUCGCAGUGGAUGACGUCGUGGGCGGAGGCGACGGGCAGUUCGAGGAGACUUGCCAGAAGCUGCGCAGGAGGUCCCCAUUCGGGGCCGGGCGCCACAAUAAGUGCAAGUACACUGGCAAAGAGUUGGUGCAGAACGAGGGUGGCGCGGAGCUCGCGGCAUCCCUGAGUCGGGGCCCGCCGGCCAUCCAGCUGACCAACAUAGCGACGGAGCGACGACGUGCGACCAAGGAGUUCUGCGGUGUCGCGCUGCAAAUGAAGCGCACCCCCCUCCGCGGGCUGGCCUCCUUUGCUCUCGACGAUGCCGCCUGGGCCAGCGCCGGGGAUGGAACCUCGCAGGCGGGCCGCGUGUUCGCUGCGAGCCAGAAGAUCCCGAGGGGCGAGGCGGCCAUCAUCUCCAUCCAGCUCUGGACGAGCCACAAGUUGAAGAAAAAUGUGUUCACCAGUUUGGUGCGGAGGCAGGCUUGGCGGGCGACGAGUGCGGCCAUCGACGUGGCCAUCGUGCGCUCGGCCUUGCAUCGCUCGCAGUUCUAUCUUCGAUGGAUGGAGGGCGCGAGUCAACCCGCCGACCCCCUGGCAAAUCGCAGCGGGGGGGGCGCGCUACUUCGACGCGCGUUGGACCUCGGCGAGUACGGCAUCACCUCCGACUGUGCGGUGCUACAUCCACGAGCGGGGCCGCAAACGGAGAAGGGGGCCACCUCCUUUGCCUGUGCCGCGGAGUGUUGUUUCACGGGGCUGGGCCCCGACGAGAUGGACUGUGCAGGCGGAGGCGAACAAGUUUUCGAGGACGAUGACCAGAACGGCGAGCUUGAGGCGAACCGUCGAUUUAC